Molecule: messenger RNA, 372 nt
Organism: Chaetura pelagica (chimney swift)
Lineage: Eukaryota; Metazoa; Chordata; Aves; Apodiformes; Apodidae
Product: histone H2A-IV-like
Exons: 2
Coding region: 1-372 (123 amino acids)
Cellular component (GO): nucleosome
Molecular function (GO): structural constituent of chromatin; protein heterodimerization activity; DNA binding
Source: RefSeq, a predicted model, not a curated record
AUGCAAAUGAGGUAUCACAUCUGCGCGCUGCCAUUGGUCCGAACUCGACUGCGCUUCAUAAAGACCCUUGAGCCGUUUUUUAUUGGAAUCAUCGGGCACUACGCGGAGCGGGUGGGCGCCGGCGCCCCGGUGUACCUGGCGGCCGUGCUGGAGUACCUGACGGCCGAGAUCCUGGAGCUGGCGGGCAACGCGGCCCGCGACAACAAGAAGACGCGCAUCAUCCCCCGCCACCUGCAGCUGGCCAUCCGCAACGACGAGGAGCUCAACAAGCUGCUGGGCAAGGUGACCAUCGCGCAGGGCGGGGUGCUGCCCAACAUCCAGGCCGUGCUGCUGCCCAAGAAGACCGACAGCCACAAGGCUAAAGCCACGUAA